AAAUUUUAUUCAUAGAGCACUUUUUCAAGCAAAUAAGCACAGCGUGCAAUCCGACGGUCAAAAAUAAAACAUGCAACACUAAAAACACAUGCAACAUUAAAGGAAUGCAAUUGGUAUAAGUAAUAAAGAGCGUGCGUACAAAAAAAAAUACAAAAUUAAAUAUAGACAUGCAUGAAUAUACAAACACACGAAUGCACCUGCAGUAAGAAAGAUAAAAAAAACAACCUCUCAGACCAAAAGCUCAUACAAAAGAGAAAUAUAUCAGUUUAAAAAACACCCCUUGUUUAAUAAUGAUUACAAGACAUAUUUUGUGUAUAAUCAUUUAAAACUGGAGAAAGAGGUUAAAUUAUGCACCCGCCAGGCUAAUUCACAUGGCUGCAACAAAAAGACAGCAAAUGUUGCGUUGAGUCAUGAAUAUUUGAAAAGCAGCACGUAACUUAAAACUUUAGGGGGGGGGGGGUGAAGGAGACACUCAAUCCACCACUGAAAGCAGCCUCUGGGUUUGUAAAUCUAAUUAGGACAUGUGAUACUCCUUUAUCUGACCAUAUCAGAUUACAGACACUAGAUGACAGUAUGUAAACAUUAACAUGGCAUUUUUUUGUUCAAAAGUCCAAUUUAGGUUUUUCAUGGCAUCCUAAAUGAUGCACAACAAAGACAAAGACCAAUUCACCAUAUCAGACAGUGACAAGUUAAUUUUCCUCGGUAAACAAGAAAAUAGUGUAAAAAUUACUGAGAAUUAGGCCUCACGUUAUUUAGUUUAUUUGAUCAUCCCUAUUCUGGUAAACAACAAACACAAACAGACACUGCAAAAUUAUUUCUCUUAUGAGUAUCUCCUGGGUCUCAAUUAUUUUUAAGGAACAGAAACUUUUUACUUUUUUGUUACCAUCAUUGAAAGAUAUCUGGCUCAAUGUAGGACUGAGUAGUUGAUUGUGGAUACAGUAGAAUAAGAAAUUGUAUAAAUACACACCAUUUGCUUGUUUCAGAUGGUGCUUGCAUGGACAACGGCUCCAUCAGGUGGAGUAUUGGGGAGAAGCAGAUCUGCAGGCAGAGAACAACAGCAGGGAAUGUGUUCUCUGGAGAGUUCAUCAUCACAAGGAACCAGUGCACUCUGGAGAAAUGACCGAUGCAAUUAAGUGGUUUAGAGUACAUAUAUAAAAUCUUAAAUUCAAUUUUUUUUACAUUUAAUACUGUGAUUAGAAAAGUUUGCAGUCUUGUCUUGGAGAAUGGUGACUCGGUUCUUAUGGGAACAAAGGUAAACUACAGAAAGUGUCAGAGAAAUACUAUAAAUGAAAAACAAAUAAACAAACAAUAAAUAAAAUUUAGCUUCAGGGUACACUCAACACUAUCUCGGAGCACACUGAAGAGUAAAACUUAUUUGACACUGAAACUGUUUGCGUGAGAACUAAUAGUGAAUAAAACCUCAGCAAAACUCAAAUCUGCACUUUGAUGUAAUCAGUUUUUUUCUUGUAUCAUUCAUCUUGUUUAUUUGAGUGUAUCCAUAUAGGCCAAAUUAAUUUUUAAUUAAAAAUGAAUUACAUAAGAUGACAGCUAUGCAGGGUGGCAUUUUAUAAAAUACAGUGCAUGUUUAGGGAGUACAGAGAAAAAAAGAGUUGUUAUUAAUUACACAUACCCUAUGAAUACAUUAGGAGAAAUGGAACUCUAAAAUCAUUAAUACAAGUGCCACACAAGCCCCAAUAAAAUGAGUUCCAUGAAAAGUGGAGAAAAGUUCAGGCAACGCACACAUAUAUGAAACAUAGGCAAAGCAAUACUACAACUACACAGUGUGACGUUCAGGUUAGCCAUGUUUUUUGUUAAAAACAAACACAGGACGGUGUGACGUUCAGGUUAGCCAUGUUGUUUGUUAAAAACAAACACAGGACGGUGUGAUACACUGGCUUAUAAAGAAUAUUUGAAUGAUCCUGAAUGUUUGAAAUACCUUAAAUGUUUCUUCUGCUUCUCUAAAUAUCUGAUAGACUUUGAAGUUGAGUCCGUGUAUUUAUCAGGCCCCUCCGCUGUCAAUCACAUUUUCCCAGCCAAUUAUCUGUGGCGCCCCAGCUGCCUUGGACUUUAUCUUUGAACUGUUUACGAAUGUGCUAUCCCACACAUUCUGUGGAGCCUGCGGAGGAACAUGAAAUGUUUCACUGUUCAAAGCUCCUCCAAGUCUUUCCACGCUGGCAAUAAUUUCCCCUUCUGUCUGGAAAGUUCCUCUACAGCCGACUAACCAACCCAUGCAGAAGAAUGAGAGGAGAGAAGCUGUUGCUACCGAUGAUGCUACUGACUGUGAUGAUGAGCUUUUUACCAAUACAGACAUCUUAUGCGCAGCAUUUGGCAGAGGAGGCCUGCACUGUUCAGAUCCUUGUCCCUGGACUCAAAGGAGAACCAGGGGAGAAAGGUCAAAAAGGAGCACCGGGGAGACCAGGACGAGUUGGCCCUCCUGGAGAGAUUGGCCAUCCUGGAUUUAAUGGACAGAAAGGAAUUAUGGGUCGUUAUGGAAAAGUGGGCCCAAGUGGAAUGAAAGGGGUAAAAGGAGACAUGGGGGAUCCAGGUCCAACGGGCCCUACUGGAGAACCAGGUGUUCCAUGUGAGUGCACACCAAUGAGAAAUAUGAUUGGAGAAAUGGACAUUCUCGUGGCCCAGCUUUCCUCUGAACUGAAAUUCAUUAAAAAUGCACUGCCCUCCCCUGCAGCUGUUGCUGGCAUAAAAGAGACAGACACUAAAGUCUAUCUGUUGGUGAAGGAGGAGAAACGCUACUCCGACGCCGAGGUCUACUGUCAGACGAGGGGAGGGCACCUGGCCAUGCCCAAGGAUGAGGGAGCCAACACCGCCAUCGCGGGGUAUAUUGCCGAAGCAGGCCUGAGCAGAGUCUACAUUGGCAUUCAUGACCUGGACCGAGAGGGCGUCUUCACCUACGUGGAUAGCUCUCCCAUGACCACCUUCGCCAGAUGGAGGAAAGGAGAGCCCAACAACGCCUAUGACGACGAAGACUGUGCUGACAUGGUGGCCUCUGGAGAGUGGACUGACGUCGCGUGUCACCCAACCAUGUAUUUUGUCUGUGAAUUUGACAAGGACAGUGUUUGAGUGCAGAGCUGCUAAAAGAUUAGAUACAUAUAAUGGAGCAAAAGUUAAGAUGUGUUUAGGGUGUUAGUAGGAUAUCUUUUAUCUGUAAAUAUGAUGACAAAAUGACGUGUAAGUUGUGCAAACUGGUAUAUUCCAGUUCAUUUUUCCUCAUAGUCUCGGUAGCUAUUUAUUUUCUUGACUCAUAUAACAACUUGAGAUUUUGUUCUCCUUGUCAGAACUGUAUCCUACUUAUACCUUUAAGCACACACACACAAUCUCAUACUCUGUGAUUCCUUAAUGUUCCAAAAAGCAUGCCAGGUUACAAACGGAGUUUUUAUUUUUUGCAAACUAUCCACUCAACAUUAUUUGCUACAGAGGCUUCAACAAACAAGAGAUAUAGGCAGAUACAGAGGACUGUAGAUUUUGUAGAAAAUAGGAAAUUAAAAGUUCCAGUUGAGAGCUUUUAAUCAGAAAAAUUGAAAACUGUUUGCUUUCUAUAUUCUAUAGUCCCAUCAGUAUAAUAUAGAAUAUAUUCUGUAUUCUAUAUUCCAGUUGAGUGGUUUUAAUCAGAAAAAAAUUUAAAACACUAUGUUUUAUAGAUUUGCCUUUAUAUAAUAUAAUACUAAAUAUAUUCUAUUUUCAAAUUUAUAUAAUAAGUUAGUUUUUUGUCCCAGAGCUGAAUAAACUUCUUUAUGGAAUGGUACCUUGAGC
Molecule: messenger RNA, 3768 nt
Organism: Scophthalmus maximus (turbot)
Lineage: Eukaryota; Metazoa; Chordata; Actinopteri; Pleuronectiformes; Scophthalmidae
Gene: colec11
Product: collectin sub-family member 11
Exons: 7
Coding region: 2239-3078 (279 amino acids)
Source: RefSeq, a predicted model, not a curated record